This is a messenger RNA of Austrofundulus limnaeus, 2719 nucleotides long. RefSeq names its product major facilitator superfamily domain containing 1 (gene mfsd1). Gene Ontology annotation, biological process: transmembrane transport. NCBI's taxonomy places the organism in Eukaryota, Metazoa, Chordata, Actinopteri, Cyprinodontiformes, Rivulidae. Bases 121 to 1521 code for a protein of 466 amino acids. The transcript is spliced from 16 exons. Gene Ontology annotation, molecular function: transmembrane transporter activity. Gene Ontology annotation, cellular component: lysosome. The record is from RefSeq and is a predicted model, not a curated record.
UCCGCGCGCCCUCCCAACUUUACGUCACGUCAUCCUCCUGCCACGUGACGCUGCUGUCGGGUCAUAUGAUCGAUGAGUUCCGUCUUCCCCGUCCGCCGUUAACUUUCCUCCCAGGCGAGUAUGGCGGACUUUGAGGACCGGCAGAACCUGUUGGGGGACGAGGACGAUGACCGGCAGGGAGCCCGAGAACCCGGCAGACCCAUGCUCGCCAUUUGCGACCCCAGCCGCCUUCUGCACCGGGUGGUCGUCCUGUUUUUUAUGUGCUUCUUGGGAUUCGGAAGUUACUUCUGUUAUGACAAUCCAGCUGCUCUUCAAAGUCAAGUCAUCCAGGAUCUGAACCUGAACACUGAAACCUUCAUGCAGCUGUACGCCUGGUACUCCUGGCCGAAUGUCGUUCUCUGCUUCUUUGGAGGGUUUCUGCUCGACAGAGUUUUUGGGAUCAGGCUGGGAACCAUCAUCUUUUCCCUCUUUGUCUGUGUUGGACAGGUUAUUUUUGCAGCUGGAGCUCUGGCGAAUCGUUUCUGGCUGAUGGAAGCAGGACGUUUUGUAUUUGGGAUCGGAGGAGAGUCGUUGGCUGUGGCGCAAAACACAUAUGCAGUCAACUGGUUUAAAGGCAAAGAGCUCAACCUGGUGUUUGGUCUACAGCUCAGCAUGGCUCGCCUGGGCAGCACAGUGAACAUGAACAUCAUGGGCUGGGUGUAUAACAAAGUCGCGCUUGCCGUUGGUUCAACCGGGUACACGGCAUUAGGCGCGUCACUUAUGAUAGCUGCUGCAACCUGUGUGUUUUCUCUAAUCUGUGCCUUGGUGUUAGCAUUUCUUGAUAAGAGAGCGGAGAAGAUCCUUAAUAAGGAACAAGGGAAGACGGGCGAGGUGAUCAAGCUGACUGACGUAAAACACUUCCCCUCAACUCUGUGGCUCAUCUUCAUCAUUUGUGUGGGUUACUAUGUGGCCAUUUUCCCUUUUAUUGGACUGGGACAGGUUUUCUUCAUUGAGAAAUUCAACUUCUCUCCAGCCCAAGCCAGAGCUGUCAACAGUAUUGUUUACAUCAUCUCAGCACCCGCAUCUCCAGUUCUGGGCUUUAUUGUCGAUAAAACRGGCAGGAAUGUGGUUUGGGUAAUGAUCGCAGUGGUUGCAACGCUCGCCGCUCACAUUAUGCUAGCUUUCACCUUCUGGAACCCGUGGAUCGCUAUGUCCCUCCUGGGUGCCUCCUACUCCUUACUGGCCUGUGCGCUGUGGCCCAUGGUGGCCUUUGUGGUGCCUGAACAUCAGCUGGGCACAGCCUAUGGCUUCAUGCAGUCCAUCCAGAAUCUUGGACUUGCUGUCAUUGCCAUCACAGCGGGGGCCAUCCUAGACUCCAGAGGAUACCUGGUGUUGGAAGUGUUUUUUUGCGCCUGUAUAUGCAUUGCACUGAUGGCAGUAGUGAUGCUGUACUUCGUAGAUUAUAUCAAAGGUGGAGAUUUGAACCGGUCAGCUGCAGCCAGAGUCAAACUCCAGAAAGAGGCCACUACAGAUGCAGAAUGAUGAUGAUGWUGAUGAUGAGCGAACACACAUGGUCCUGGGCUUCAGAGCCAGCAGGCUGCACUGUCCACCCCAGAGCUUUCAGCCUACGGCCACAUGGGGCGGGACUGCGGUUCUGACUCCACCCAGUGAUGUCAUCUGUGGUUCUUCGCACCUGAAACUGACUGUCUGGGAUUGGCUGUGGCACAACACUGAAUAGAUCUAACUGGCAACCAUCUAUAUCAGGACACUGACAUAUAACAGUACCAAGUUUGGACAGUGUUUUAAAAAAUGUAUGUAAUAUGUAUUAACUUGAAUAGUGCCUGUUUAUCUUAACACCCAUUCAUUUGAUUACAGAUACAGAUUUUUUAUAUAUAAUUGGGAGACUUUUUGGGUCUUAGUUGUAUUUUGCAAACAAUUUUCAAGUGGACUUAACUUGUCAUGCUAAGUUUUACCUUUAUUUUUAACCAUAGAUAUAUGUAGCUCACUCUUUUGGUCAGGUAUUUUAUAUUUUCACAAUUUAAUUUAAUUUAUUUUUUUUCUCAAAGUUCAUAAAAAAUAUAAUUUUGUUAAUGAUAUAUUACUACAAUAUUACAACUAAAUCUGGAUAUAUCUUUUUAUGAAAACAUUUAACACUGUAAUGGUUUUAGCUUUUUUUUAUUGUGUCCAAAUAUCCGUAUAAUUUAUGUUUUGCAGAUUUGCUCAUUUUUCGAGCUCGGGUCAUGGCUUUGUUUUUAACACUUUCCAAAUUUACAUCAUUUGCAUUAAUGUGUUCCUGCACUCUGCUUUUACCUCUCAGCAUUCCAGUCAUUUGCUUGUAGUUUUGUAUUUUAGCUGUUGUCAGGGUCGUACGUGGUUAACAUGCACUACCUCAGCUGGGCCAAAAAAAAACAAAGUCGCAGUUGAAUUGUUCAGAAAACAUUUAACACGUGCAGAAAUGAUCAGUUGUUAAAGAGCUGAUUUUAAAGGUCAGAAAUGCAUUGGUCUUAAUUUUCUCUUCAUUUGGACAACUGUGUUGAAGCUGUGUGGUUUAUGUGUAACUGUCAGUGUUUGUCUUGAUUUCCUUUUUUUAUCAUCAACCUUUAAUAAUCUAUGUUUAAAAAUAUGUGAUUGAGAAAAAUUAUGGAGGGAAAACUCACUUAAAGAUUGCUUUUUGUAGAAGCAAAUCCACCUUGAUGCCAAGACUUUUGACAUUCAAUUAAACCUGAAUUGUUUUUAGUUU